UCCCCAAUCCUCUGUCGGCAGAAAUACGCCCUCUACUGGUCUGGUAGUAGUAAUAGUUUGUAUAUUUGUUUUUACACUAUAAGACAAUGGCCGCUCUUGGGAUCCAUCUUGUGGUCCUCCUUGCCACUAUGAUGUCCGCUUACUGCAGUCCUGAUCCCAGUCUAGACAACCACUGGCAGCUGUGGGCUAAAACUCACCAGAAAUUAUAUGACAACAAGGAAGAUGAACUAACCCGACGUGUGAUCUGGGAGGAGAACCUAAAGUUUAUCACAGUCCACAACCUGGAGUAUUCGCUGGGUGUUCAGUCCUACGAAGUGGGGAUGAACCAUCUGGGAGACCUGACAGGUGAAGAAGUGACCUCCGCAAUGGUGGGAUUCCAAUAUAUGGACCUAUCCGUGGCCAAUGCUUCAGGUUUGCCCGAAGAUGUGUCAAAGUCCAAGGUAGCAGAGUCAAUGGACUGGAGAAAUCAGAACUGUGUGACGGAUGUGAAAGAUCAGGGACUUUGCAGUUGCAGUUGGGCGUUCAGCAGCGUGGGGGCGCUGGAGUGCCAGGCGAAACUCCGGAAAGGCAAACUGGAGUCUUACAGUGCUCAGAACCUGGUGGACUGUUCCCGUUCCUAUGGAAACAAUGGAUGUGAAGGGGGAUUCAUUGCGGCUGCUUAUAGAUAUAUCAUCCAGAACAGCAUAGAGCUUGACAGCACUUACCCCUAUGAAGGCAAGGAUGGAACUUGCCACCUCAAUCACACUAAAAAGGCGGUCACCAUUACUAGCUACAAACAGGUCCCAUACGCAGAUGAACAUGAGAUGAAGCAAGUUGUGGGGAAGGUGGGUCCCGUGUCGGUAGCCAUUGAUGCCAGCCGCAGAUCUUUCCACUUGUACAAGAAAGGUGUAUACUAUGACCCACUGUGCUCCAGCGCACAAACUAACCACGCCGCCCUCGUCAUUGGCUACGGUGCUGAGGACGGAAUAGAGUAUUGGCUGGUUAAGAACAGCUGGGGACCAUCCUUUGGCGAACAAGGGUACAUUAAGUUGGCCAGAAACCACUAUAACCACUGCGGGAUUGCAAGCUUUGCCUCCUAUCCAGUGAUGUAAAGUCAUCUCUUCCUAACCCUGCCACGGCUGCUACGUGACCAAUAAUAUAAUAUUGUUUCUGCUCCUGGAGGUCAUCACCUCACAGAACACGUGGUACUGCUUCUGUAAAUGUUAUUUAUGAUAAUGCACACACUACUGUAAAUGAUACGGAUAUUAAAAGUCACCGACCACU
Molecule: messenger RNA, 1263 nt
Organism: Pseudophryne corroboree (corroboree frog)
Lineage: Eukaryota; Metazoa; Chordata; Amphibia; Anura; Myobatrachidae
Product: cathepsin S-like
Exons: 8
Coding region: 87-1091 (334 amino acids)
Biological process (GO): immune response; positive regulation of peptidase activity; positive regulation of apoptotic signaling pathway
Cellular component (GO): lysosome
Molecular function (GO): cysteine-type endopeptidase activator activity involved in apoptotic process; cysteine-type endopeptidase activity
Source: RefSeq, a predicted model, not a curated record